AUGGCCUCCACCCUGCCGAUGCCCGCCGUGGCGUCGUCGCUGGUGGACACCCUCUUCCAGCGCUCCCUAAACAACCUCAUCAAGUCCCUCCGCAUUGACCCGUCAACCGCCGGUGAGGCCACGGCCGUCGCCCACGUGCUCUCCGAGAUCCACCGCGAGAUCCGCGCCCCCAACACCGCCACAAAGUCCGUCGCGCUGCAGAAGCUCACCUACCUCUCCUUGCUCCACUUCACCCCCAUCGGCUCCCACCCACUCACCUUCAUCACCAUCGAGCUCCUCGCCUCACCGCACCUAGCCCACAAGCGCCUAGCCUACCUCGCCGCGUCCCUCUCGCUCCACCCGGCCUCGCUCUCGCUGCUCUCGUUCGCCAUGCACCAGCUCCACAAGGACAUCUCCCCCUCUGCCUCCCCAUCCGCUGGCGUCGCCCACCAGCAGCACGUCUCUGUGCUCGAGCUCUAG
Molecule: messenger RNA, 459 nt
Organism: Miscanthus lutarioriparius
Lineage: Eukaryota; Viridiplantae; Streptophyta; Magnoliopsida; Poales; Poaceae
Source: the annotation of a GenBank genome assembly